Messenger RNA from Trypanosoma rangeli, 2667 nucleotides. RefSeq names its product vacuolar sorting-associated-like protein. The record is from RefSeq and is a predicted model, not a curated record. Gene Ontology annotation, biological process: retrograde transport, endosome to Golgi; intracellular protein transport. Gene Ontology annotation, cellular component: retromer complex; retromer, cargo-selective complex; late endosome. The transcript has a single exon. Lineage: Eukaryota; Euglenozoa; Kinetoplastea; Trypanosomatida; Trypanosomatidae. Bases 1 to 2667 code for a protein of 888 amino acids.
AUGACCUUUGAUGCAUCGCUGGGGAGCACCCCGGACGUCAUCUCCAUCGACAGGCCCAUUUUGACGCCGAGCCAGGAGCAGGAGAAAUGGCUUGGGGAGGCCGUGCAGGCGGUGAAGGAGAAUGCAGCUCGCAUGAAGACGUACAUCCGUCAGCGUGAUUUCACUCAAGUCCUGCGCAACGCCUCACAGAUGUUGUUGGAGCUUCGUACAGGCAUGUUGACUCCGCAGCACUACUAUGAACUCUACAUAAAGGUGUUUGACGAGAUACAGCACCUGGAGCAGUAUAUUGAUGAGGAGCACAGCCGCGGGCGUUCUCUGGACGAGAUGUACGAGGUGGUGCAACAUACCGGCAACAUUGUCCCACGUUUGUACCUCCUCAUCGUCGUUGGCUCGGUGUAUGCCAAGUCCGGAGAAGAGCCUGUCGUUGAGAUUGUUCGGGAUUUGGUGGAGAUGUGUAAAGGGGUACAGCACCCCACAAGGGGGCUUUUUCUACGUCACUUUUUCUUGACAAUGAUGAAGAACAAGCUGCCUGGCGACAGCGGCCGUGGAAUCGUGAACAGCCUGGAAGCUGAUGGCGGCACGGUGGAGGACACAGCCAAGCUCAUUCUGCAGAACUUCAGAGAGAUGAAUUGGUUGCUGGUCCGCAUCGAGGCGAAGGCGCCACCGCGGUCCAUAGAGCUUCAGAGUCAGCUGCAGCAGAAGCAAAAGGACCGCAAGGAGCUGUGCGUGCUGGUUGGCAUGAACAUUGUGCGUAUCUCGCAGCUAGAGGGGGUGGAGCGCCAGGCGUACAAGAGCAGCAUCCUGCCGCGCUUGCUGAGCAUUAUUGUGAAGUACCGCGAGCCCCUGGUGCAGCAGUACCUGCUGGAGGUUAUCGUGCAGGUAUUCCCAGAUGAGUUUCACCUUUUCACCCUUGAUGAACUGCUCGGUGCCCUCGAGGAUGUCUCCUCUGGGGUAGACGUGUGCGCCACACUGGCCUCCCUCAUGGAGCGACUUGGCAACUACGCGACCUCGCUGCAGGAGGGUCUCGCGGAGGUGAGUGGCCGCAAGGAGGAGAAGCUCCUGCAGACGAUGUUUGACGUGUUUAAGGCGCGCCUCGACGCCAUGCUGGCCGCAAGCGAGGCGAGAAAUAACAGGAGCAUGCCUGACAGUGGUCUUAGAAGUGGUGGAAACAGCGGCAGUGGGGGCGGUUACCCAAAGCAUCCCUUCACACUCACCGCGUACGUGCGGGCGAUGAUAAGCCUCGUUCGUCUGACGCUGAGGGUGGACAAGGCGGCUGCCGUGGAGCACAUUGGUGCCGUUUUUACCGCCGUGGCAGGGCAACUCACCAUCCCGCUAAAGGAGUCUAUGGCGAUGGCGAUCGAACGCAUGAUUGUGCACGUGAUUGAGACGCUAAAGAACCCUAAUGUCGUCCUCAGCAUUGUUGGCCUGGAGGUUAUGAUGCAGAAGCUGUCGUUUGCCUCACGACGGGUGGUGGCGCUCAAGUUCUGCAUGGUCAGCGGGCAGUCCACGUCACACCGUAUCCGGACGCUGGAGUUAUGUGCGCGGCUCUUUGAGCUCCUUGCCCCGCUGCUGCAGGAUGAGCCAGACGUACCUGUUCAACGCCAUGUCGUGGGGGAUUCUCGUGAGGAGCAGAACCUCGUAUGUUGCGUACUGCACCUACUACAGUCUGACGACGUCGCCACGCAGCUGAAGAUGCUGAAUGGUGUACGGAAGCUACUGGGGCAAGGCGGGCCGGGACGCAUUGCCGCAACGCUGCCGACAUUGGUGUCACUUUAUAUCCGUCUUGCGCUCCGCAUAGCAAACACGGUGAAUGUAGAGGGGAAUGGCAAUACCGACACCUUGGACGUCGAGGGUGGCACCGCGGCAAAACGGCGGGUGCCAUGCACCAAACCCUUUCAGAUCAUUCACUCCGGUGACGGGAAAGGCAUUCUUGAGAUGCUUGCCGAUGAGGAGCCGGCGGAAAGCUUUCAUCUCUACCUCACCAGUGCCAACGCCGCGGACACGUGUGGUCUGCCCGAUGUCGCAUACGAGCUUUACGUCAAUGCUUUUCAGCUUUACGAAGAGAACGCCGCCGAUACACGGGAGCAGAUUGAGAUGGUGACAUGUCUUAUCUCCUCCCUGUGCAGCCUGCGCUCCAUCACCGAGGAGAACUACGAGCUACUCGCCACCAAAGUCUGCCAGUACAGCUCCAAGAUGGUGCGAAAGGUGGAUCGGAGUCGCGUGGUUGCGCUCUGCGCGAACCUCUUCUGGAAGAGUGCCCUCUCCGAGGAGAGCCACCACCGGGUGCUCGAGUGCCUCCAGCGCUCGCUGAAGAUUGCAGACCACGUGCCGGAGACGCAGCGACUCGCGCUCUUCGUUGAACUGCUGAACCAGCUGCUGCACUACUAUGCCACGGAUGCGCCCGGGGUGACGGUGAAGAACAUCUCCACCCUCAUCGACCUCGUGCAGGAGGCGACGAACAGCUGCAAUACGGCCAGCACGAGCGACCCUGACGGCACCGGUAGCCGCGAGGUGGAUGACGUGGAGGAUAAAAACGCAAGCCACACGUCGGACGGUGGCUCCGAAAAAGAGGUGUACGCUGCGGCUCGCACAUUCUACCGCAACACGACACGUUACAUCCGAUCGCGGCAACAGGUGGAUGAACGCUGGAAGGAAAUUGAUGUGUAG